CUGCAAAGGACAGAAGGAGGAAUGAAGAAUCACAGAAACCAUGUCAAUAGGGGAGGAAAGGGAAGAUGAUGCAAGUGAACAAUUAGCAAGACAAUCAUUGCAGCUAGUAGAAGAGUGUUUUUAAUCAGAAGUGCACUAGGAGCCAUUCACAAAAUCCUGCUUGCAGAAUUUCUGGCAGCAGCCACUUCCUUUGUGGCAAAAAGAUCAAGCUAAAUAAAAACAAGGAAGCAGAGCUCUGACGUAGCCCAUCGUUAUGAAACUAUUCUCUGCUCCCUUACCACUCACACUGUGAUUCCGGAAAGCUGGUGUGCACAUUGCGGAGAGGACUUACCGGGGACAAGAUAAGGAGAAGAUCAAGAAUAAUAGUAUUGGGGAUCUCCUGGCACCCCGGGGAGCACAUUCUUCCUCACACAUCUUUCCUAGAAGAUUGGAAUCAGGACAUGGAUUUGAAGGGCGCGUGAGAUGCGGACACUAACGCUGAUCUGCUCAAGCCCAGCUAGUAAGAAAGCCCUUCUCUGCUGUUUCACCAAAGCUAACACUGAGAGCCCAGAUCACGCCACCCAGCCCAGCCUUCCUGGGGAUGGAGCUGAACCACACGUACCUGCUGCCUGCACAGCCCACACUAGCGGACGAUGGAGAUUACAAAUGUGUGAUAGAUGUCUCUGAUGUGGCCCUGGAUGGUGUCACGCUGCUCAUCUGCCUGUGCGGUCUGGUGGGGAAUGGGGCCGUCCUCUGGCUCCUCAGCUUCUGCAUCCGCAGAAAUUCCUUCACCAUCUACAUCCUCAACCUAGCCUUUGCAGACUUCAUCUUCCUCCUCUUCAUGCUCAUCUCAGCCCUGUUAUACAUCGUGGAUAACAUCUCCUGCUCCACUUCAGAGUUUCUGAACUACCUGCGGUCACUUUUGCUGCUGUCUCUCUUUGCCUACAACAUGGGCUUGUAUCUCCUGACAGCCAUCAGCAUAGAGAGGUGUGUGUCCGUCCUAUGUACUAACAGCCAUCACUGCCACCGCCCCAAGCACUUGUCAGCCAUUGUGUGUGCCCUGCUCUGGGCUCUCUCCAUCUCUGUAAUUGCUGCAGUGACUUUUCUCUGCAUGUCUCGCCAACAUGAGCAUUGCCAGCUGGCUCUCACCUCCAUGUAUGUCCUCAAUUUCCUCAUCUUUGCUCCACCCAUGGUCCUCUUCAGCACAAUCCUGUUCAUUAAGGUCCGAUGCAACUCCCAGCACCAUCACUCUGGGAAGCUCUACAUCGUUAUCUUCCUCACAGUCCUCUUCUUUCUCCUUUUUGCUCUUCCCCUCAGCAUCUGGAACUUCCUACAGCAGUUCAACUACAUUGUUGGCCAGUCCCAGAUUGUUUUCUUGCUCGUCUGUAUCAACAGCAGCAUCAACCCGUUUAUCUACUUCCUGGUGGGGAGCUACAAGAGGCACUUCUCCAUGGUCUCUUUGAAGGUUUCCUUCCAGAGGGUCUUUGAGGAGCUGGGAGAUAACACAGCAUGCAGUGAAGAUACUACAAUGGACACACUAGCCCCAGUCUGUUAAAGUCUGUUCUGCUUCAUGUCUCUGGACAAAGGAUGAGGGUUUUCUUAGGUAACUGAAUAAAAUAAAUUUGUCCAUAUUAAUUUUCCUAAAAUCACCCACCAGCAGUGUAAUUCUGUUCCCUAGAGGAAACCAGGGCUGAGCUGUGUAGAAGGUCGAUAUGGGGAAAGAAGCUUUGUGGGGAGCACAGCUUCUCUGCAUCCCCAUCAGCCCACACUGGUUACAAAAGUACUAUUCCCCCCAACAGAAACAUGCCACAGACGACCAUCUUCCCAUCUCACACACUGUCAAAUAGUGCAGCUUCUGCUGACUGGGAUGGACAUUGCAUUUGGGAAACCCUGACCCAUAUUCAGACUCAAGGAUAAAACAUAGUCAAUGUCCUAAGCUCUUCUCCCCUGUCUCACCUCCAACCCCACACAGGUUGUCCCAAAUUCUGCUCCCCUUCUAUUUCUAGAAAUGCUGACUGGGGAGGUUGGAGCGGUCAUCGCCCCCUCACAACACUCUGCCCUCCCCUCACAUAGAUACUUCUCUCCUGUAUCUCGCUGCCGCUUGAUAUCAAUAAACAGCAUUGCA
Messenger RNA from Dromaius novaehollandiae (emu), 2104 nucleotides. RefSeq names its product mas-related G-protein coupled receptor member H-like. The transcript is spliced from 2 exons. Gene Ontology annotation, cellular component: membrane. NCBI's taxonomy places the organism in Eukaryota, Metazoa, Chordata, Aves, Casuariiformes, Dromaiidae. The record is from RefSeq and is a predicted model, not a curated record. Gene Ontology annotation, molecular function: G protein-coupled receptor activity. Gene Ontology annotation, biological process: G protein-coupled receptor signaling pathway. The coding region runs from base 581 to 1534 and encodes 317 amino acids.